AUGGUCCCAUCCAAUGACACACAAUUCCAUCCCAAAUUCUUUCUCCUGCUGGGAAUUCCAGGGCUAGAAGACAUGCAUAUGUGGAUUGCUUUUCCAUUUUGUGUUGUAUAUUUGACAGCAUUAUUGGGAAACAUUACAAUUCUUUUUGUGAUUCAGACUGGUCGUAGUCUCCAUCAUCCUAUGUUCUACUUCCUGGCCAUUCUGUCAUCUAUUGACAUGGGCCUGUCCACAUCCACCAUCCCCAAGAUGCUUGGAAUCUUCUGGUUCAACCUGAGAGAAAUCACUUUUGAGGGCUGUCUCAUUCAGAUGUUGUUCAUCCACUUAUCUACUGGCAUGGAGUCGGCUGUGCCCGUGGCCAUGGCCUAUGAUCGCUAUGUGGCCAUCUGUAACCCUCUUCAGUACACACUGGUGUUGACAAACAAGGUGGUAUCUGUUAUAGCACUGAUCAUCCUCCUGAGACCCUUAGCCAUUGCAAUCCCCUUCGUUCUGCUCAUCUUAAGGUUACCUUUCUGUGGGCAUCAAAUCAUCCACACAUACUGUGAGCAUAUGGGCAUUACCCACCUGUCUUGUACCAGCAUAAAGGUGAACAUCAUAUAUGGCUUAUGUGCCAUCUCUAUUUUGGUGUUUGACAUCAUAGCCAUUAUCAUCUCCUAUGUCUAUAUCCUCCAUGCUGUCUUCUGCCUCCCUUCCAGGGAUGCCCGAAUGAAGGCACUCAGCACUUGUGGCUCUCACGUGUGUGUAAUGUUGGCCUUUUACACUCCAGCGUUUUUUUCCUUCAUGACCCACCGGUUUGGCCAAAAUGUUCUUCAAUACAUCUACAUUCUUGUCAACUUUUAUGUUGUCAUCCCACCUGCUCUCAACCCUGUAAUUUAUGGGGUCAGAACUAAGCAGAUAAGAACUAAGCAGAACUAG
This is a messenger RNA of Lontra canadensis (Northern American river otter), 912 nucleotides long. RefSeq names its product olfactory receptor 52E1-like. The record is from RefSeq and is a predicted model, not a curated record. NCBI's taxonomy places the organism in Eukaryota, Metazoa, Chordata, Mammalia, Carnivora, Mustelidae. Gene Ontology annotation, biological process: G protein-coupled receptor signaling pathway. Gene Ontology annotation, cellular component: membrane. Gene Ontology annotation, molecular function: G protein-coupled receptor activity; olfactory receptor activity.